This is a messenger RNA of Saccostrea echinata, 1619 nucleotides long. RefSeq names its product monocarboxylate transporter 5-like. Gene Ontology annotation, molecular function: monocarboxylic acid transmembrane transporter activity. Gene Ontology annotation, biological process: transmembrane transport; monocarboxylic acid transport. The record is from RefSeq and is a predicted model, not a curated record. The coding region runs from base 10 to 1560 and encodes 516 amino acids. NCBI's taxonomy places the organism in Eukaryota, Metazoa, Mollusca, Bivalvia, Ostreida, Ostreidae. The transcript has 5 exons.
GUGGAGAAAAUGUUUUAUUUUCGGAAAAGUACAUCUUCGUCUAUUGACAAAGGCUGGGCAUGGAUCGUCCUCUUUGGGUGUUUUAUGGAAUAUUUAAUAAUAGUUGGUAUGUUCAAGUCCUUUGGAUUAUUUUUCGUGGAAUAUCAGAAGAAAUUCUCAGCAACAUCGUCUGUAAUUUCUACGGUUCUCUCUGUUCAAACAAUUAUAGCAAGCGUUCUAUCUAUUAUUGUCAUGGGAAUCGGAACAAAAUACUUUGGUGAGCGGUCCUUGAUAAUUGGUGCUGCACUGUUUGGGCUCGGCUCCAGUGUAGGCAAUGCAUUUGCCCCUCGGCCUUCGGUAUUGUUCUUCACCCAAAGUACUUUAUUUGCUUUAACAGCAGUGACGGCGCAUACUCCAUCCACUUUGAUACUUGGUAAAUACUUCGAGAAACGUAGAGGGAUGGCUAAUGCGAUUGCAAAUGUCGGUGGAAGCAUAGGAGGACUGGCUUUACCACCUUUAUUUGCUUAUUUAUUUGAAAUUUAUGGCCUGCAAGGUGCGCUCAUUACAGCAGGAGGAAUUUUUCUUCAUUUCAUUCCCAUUGGGAUGUUGAUGAGACCAAUUGAAAGAAAGACAAACGUAUUACCAGACAAGGAUGAAGAAGGCAAUAACAAUGAUUUAAUAGGUAAUCGACUUUCUGAUAAAAAACUUUCUUCAAAUGAAAGAAUUAAAGAUGAGAGUGAACUUGAAGUGAAGGAGAAUCUAAUACCAAAAGGUGUUGAUGAGAACUUAGGACAAAAAACUAGUAGGUCUGAAGAUGACAGAAAUAUACAAGUGAAGCCUUCUGAAUUGUUUGGAAGUUCAGCCGAUAUUUCAGUGACAAUAUCCAUGGAAGGAAUUAAUUUAGCUGAUUCCAAAUUGGAAUCUGAUUCGAAAAUAAAAAUUAACACGGACCUUUAUCAGGAUGAAAAAGGCAGAAAUUGUUGUAUGCAGAUUUUAUUUACUUUAUUUGACUUUUCAUUGUUUAAGAAUGUUCAGUUUAUCCUAUUAAUGACAUCAUCAGUUCUCGUCUGUGCUGCCUGCAGUAUUCCUAUUACUUACAUUCCACCUUUUGCUAAAGACAAAGGAUUACAGACAGAAUUAAUUGGAUACCUCGUAACAAUUUCGGCUGCAAGUGACUUAGUAGGCCGAUUUCUAUUUGUAUUUAUUGCCGAUACCAAGAAAAUUGAAAGGCAUCAUAUGAUGACAAUUGCAAUGAUCGCCAAUGGAGCUACAUGUUUCAUGGCAUUUUUUUCUACAAACUUUACAUACCUUGCGAUAUUUGGCAUCCUUCAGGCUAUGUUUGGCGGAGUUUACUAUUCCAUGAUUAAUGUUCUGGUAGUUGAUUUCAUUGGAUUGGAAAAACUAAAGUACGGAAUAGCAUUUGGAGCGGUAACGAGGGGAAUAUCAAUAGCUGUGACUUCGUUGGCUGUUGGUAUUUUACGAGAUUCCACUGGUAGUUAUGUUGCGGGAUUUUCUUUGAUGGGAGUGUGCUCAAUUGUUGGGGGAGUAAUUUUACUUUUCAAGCCUUUUGUGUCAAGAUGACAAACCGAAUGUGUAAUAUUAAAACACACUGAGAAAAAAUGGAUACCAAAAUUUAUGCC